Messenger RNA from Xenopus laevis (African clawed frog), 2095 nucleotides. It is a transcript of the gene dnaja3.S, whose product is annotated as DnaJ heat shock protein family (Hsp40) member A3 S homeolog. The coding region runs from base 95 to 1414 and encodes 439 amino acids. The record is from RefSeq and is a predicted model, not a curated record. The transcript is spliced from 11 exons. Gene Ontology annotation, cellular component: postsynaptic membrane; nucleus; mitochondrion. Gene Ontology annotation, molecular function: signaling receptor binding; protein kinase binding; heat shock protein binding. Gene Ontology annotation, biological process: immune system process; neuromuscular junction development; mitochondrion organization. NCBI's taxonomy places the organism in Eukaryota, Metazoa, Chordata, Amphibia, Anura, Pipidae.
CUUUCGAGACAUUCAUUUUAAGGAGGACUGAGAGGAGUAAGAUGGCGUACUUCCGGUGGCUCAAUGACUUUCCUUCCCAGUGUGUCUAAUAGGCAUGUGCAGUGCGCCGGCCUGUCCUGGGAAGAUGGCGGCUCGCUGUUCGUCGCGUUGGUUGUUAGUCGCAGUGUCUGGAGCUCGGGGCCACGUCUUUCCCGGUGUCCAUCGAUGGCCCAGGGCUGAGGCGGCUUCGCUGCUGUCAUUGAGGGCGGCCCGCGGACCCGCUGCAGCGGGCCUCUGUGAGCGCCUCUCCCAGUUCCAUACCAGCUCCUCCACAUACAACAAGACAGACUAUUACCAGGUACUGGGGGUUCAGAGAAACGCAAACCAGAAAGAAAUAAAGAAGGCCUAUUACCAGUUGGCCAAAAAGUACCAUCCAGAUACUAACAAGGAGGAUCCCCAGGCCAAAGAAAAGUUUUCUCAGUUGGCAGAAGCAUAUGAGGUCCUGAGUGAUGAGGUCAAGCGCAAGCAGUAUGACACCUAUGGAACUGCAGACUUCGCUGCCGGGGCAGCAGGCGGAGGAGGACAACAAUACUGGAGAGGAGGUCCUACUGUCGAUCCAGAGGAACUCUUCCGGAAGAUCUUCGGGGAAUUCUCUGGCUCCCCAUUUGGAGACUUCGGUAGCAUGUUUGAACAGCCACAAGAGUACAUCAUGGACCUCACGUUCAUUCAGGCAGCUAAGGGGGUGAACAAGGAGAUCUCUGUAAACAUUACAGACACGUGUAACAGGUGUGAUGGGAAAGGCAAUGAGCCUGGCACCAAACUGCAGCACUGCCACUACUGUAAUGGAACUGGGAUGGAAACUAUCAACACUGGUCCCUUUGUGAUGCGCUCUACGUGCCGGCGCUGUGGUGGGAAAGGUUCUACCAUGACAAACCCAUGCCUGUCAUGCAGGGGCUCUGGCCAAACAAAGCAGAAGAGAUCUGUUACUGUGCCUGUACCUGCAGGUGUGGAAGAUGGACAGACAGUUCGGAUGCCAGUGGGAAAGAAAGAGAUUUUUAUUACUUUUCGGGUGCAGAAAAGCCCAAGCUUUAGAAGAGAAGGGGCAGAUAUUCACUCAGACCUGUAUAUUUCCAUUGCUCAAGCUGUUCUGGGUGGUUCUGCUCGCGCACAAGGACUUUAUGAGCCCAUCAAUGUCCCUAUCCCUGCUGGCAUACAAGCAGACCAAAGGAUUCGGAUCGGUGAUAAAGGUAUCUCUCGUAUGAACAGUUACGGCUUUGGUGAUCACUAUAUCCACAUCAAGGUCAGAGUACCCAGGCAUCUGACUGACAGGCAGCGGAUGCUAAUGCUUAGCUUUGCAGAAGACGAGACUGAUGUAGAAGGAACAGUAAAUGGCAUCACUAACACAACAACAGGAAAGCGAUCAAAAGAAAGCUAGUUAUUGCAGGGCUAACCUGUCUGUGAAGAUGGAGCAAAUAUAUGGAAUAAGCGUAAACGUUUCCCAGGCAGCCAGAAGAAACCAUAAUCGGUUGCGCCUCGCUCAGGCACAUCAGAAUAACCGAGGACUGACGCUUAGUUUGAAUGAAGGAGGCACCUGCCGCACAGACCACCUUAUCAUUCUUGUAACAAACUUUAAAGAAAUCUUGUAGAUCUUUACAUUGUCAUGUUCUCUCUCUUCUGUUCUUUGGAAAUGAAUAAUGCCAAGUGUGGGCAAGAGUUGGGUAAGUGAGGUAACAGCUUCUGUCCCAUUUGUUAAAACCUUACACAUGUUCCCUUUAAAAAAGGAAGACUUGCAGUGCCAAUGCUGUAUACUCUCCCGCUGAGAUUCUGGGAUAGCCUAUUCAGUUUAGGUUUAAGCAUAGCCUAGCUACAAAACAAUUGUGUUCAUGCUAAUCACCAUAAAAGGAUGGUGUUUUCAACAGUGUGCUUUACUGUACCUGUAAAUGGAGGGCUUAUAGGAAAAAUAGGGGCUGGAUUGUGGUUUUGGGGGAACCUCCGCAGGCUGAGAGCCCACAGCCUGAAAAGUCAGCGAUCGUUUGGCCAGCUGACCAUAAGGAUGCUUUCUCUUUGAUAGAAUAAAGUGUCAGUAUCUUUAAAUGUUUUGUGCAAGUCAAGCCCC